AUGUCCGGUCCGAUGUGCGGUGGUGGUCUGCAUGCGACCACCGCACUGGGGACAGCUAGCAAGGUGUUCCUUUCAAAUCAACCCAAAUCCCUUCCUCACACAUUCACCCUCCCCCCUCUCCGACAACACUUCAACAAAACCCCCAACCCCGCAGCCUCCAACAAGCUGAUCGACCUCCCCGGGACCGAGUUUCUCGGUACCGAGGAGGAGAUCACGGUGAUUGCCGCGGCGCUGAUGUGGAGGGUCAGAAAGUGGAUCAUUAAGCGGAGGGGGGAGGUGGUGGGGAGGUUGGCGGGGAAGAUUGAGCCGCCAUUCACUGCAUACUCGAUCGAUCAGAUGCUCAAGGACGUAGGGGCGAUGAUGGAGGAGCUGCUGGUCAAGACGCUGGUGCAGGAGACCGUCGUGGUGGGGAAGACAUGA
Messenger RNA from Dioszegia hungarica, 420 nucleotides. RefSeq lists its product as uncharacterized. NCBI's taxonomy places the organism in Eukaryota, Fungi, Basidiomycota, Tremellomycetes, Tremellales, Bulleribasidiaceae. The coding region runs from base 1 to 420 and encodes 139 amino acids. The record is from RefSeq and is a predicted model, not a curated record. The transcript has 5 exons.